Messenger RNA from Erigeron canadensis, 720 nucleotides. RefSeq names its product putative pectinesterase/pectinesterase inhibitor 26. Lineage: Eukaryota; Viridiplantae; Streptophyta; Magnoliopsida; Asterales; Asteraceae. The transcript is spliced from 2 exons. The record is from RefSeq and is a predicted model, not a curated record. Bases 1 to 720 code for a protein of 239 amino acids. Gene Ontology annotation, molecular function: pectinesterase activity; pectinesterase inhibitor activity.
AUGAACAAACUUAGUGCCGUAGGAGCAGAAACAGAAACAUGUUUGGAUGAGGUUGGGGACCGAAAGGCUAUGUCGGAUGUUCUGUUAAAUUCUACACUACUUUGGGAGAAUGCAUUGGACAUUGGAGCUAACACACCAGGGAUCUUUCAACGACCAUCCUACAUUCCUAUUGGUGGACGGCAGCUUCCUGGCAACGAUGGAAGAGGAUAUCCAAGGACCACCUUGAGCCCUUUGUUUAAAAAGCACAAGACGUCACCACGUAACAUCCUCUCUGCUUCUAUCUCUGCAGUCCUCAAGGCAAUGACUGAUGCCGAUUCAUCCUUUGAUGGCGUCGUUGGUUCUAAUGAUCAAGCGAUAAGUGAUUGCCAUGAGCUUGUGGGGUUUGCAGUUGACAAUCUUCAUGAUUCAUUGAAUAUAGUCGAAAAGAAUGAUCUCCCUACCAUCCUUGAGAGAAAAGAUGACCUCAUGACGUGGCUUAGUGCCGUGGUUUCAGAGCAAGAAACGUGUUUGGAUGGGUUUGAGGACCGACCUAAGUUAAGGAAGGCUACGUCGGAUGUUCUAUUAAAUUCCACCCAACUCGCGUCCAAUGCAUUGGCCAUUGCAUAUAACACACCAAAGAUCUUUGAGAGAUUCUUCAUCCCGAUUAGCACAAGUGGUGGACGGCGGCUACCUGGCAAUGAUGGAAGAGGAUAUCCGUGGUGGUGGAUGUCUAAGCCCUAA